Molecule: messenger RNA, 1600 nt
Organism: Nymphaea colorata (pocket water lily)
Lineage: Eukaryota; Viridiplantae; Streptophyta; Magnoliopsida; Nymphaeales; Nymphaeaceae
Product: ATP-citrate synthase alpha chain protein 2-like
Exons: 13
Coding region: 111-1382 (423 amino acids)
Biological process (GO): tricarboxylic acid cycle; succinyl-CoA metabolic process
Cellular component (GO): succinate-CoA ligase complex
Molecular function (GO): succinate-CoA ligase (ADP-forming) activity
Source: RefSeq, a predicted model, not a curated record
UAAAUUUGGCCGUUGGAGAACGCGCUUGUUCUGUUCUUCGUCCUAGCGAUUUCUUCCCUUCCAAGUGCGAGACCUGUCAGGGCCUGAAUUUGACGGGACAUUGAGAUUCCAUGGCGAGGAAGAAGAUCCGAGAGUAUGACUCCAAGCGGCUUCUGAAGGAGCACCUGAAGAGGAUUUCGGGGAUAGAACUGCAGAUCAGAUCUGCUCAGGUCACCGAGGCAACUGAUUUUAACGAACUUGCGGCCCAAGAACCAUGGCUUUCGUCAGAAAGACUGGUGGUGAAGCCUGAUAUGUUGUUUGGUAAAAGGGGGAAGAGUGGUCUGGUGGGAUUGAAUCUAGAUCUGGCCCAGGUUGCUUCAUUCACGAAGGAGCGGCUAGGGAAAGAGGUUGAGAUGGGGGGCUGUAAGGCACCUAUAACUACAUUUAUUGUAGAACCCUUUGUCCCACAUACUGAAGAAUUUUACCUUUCAAUUGUUUCUGAGAGGCUUGGAUGCAACAUAAGCUUUUCAGAAUGUGGGGGAAUUGAAAUUGAAGAGAACUGGGAAAAGGUGAAAUCUAUCUUUGUUCCAACUCAGGACUCACUAACAUCUGAGCUCUGUGCCCCGUUGGUAGCAACUCUUCCUUUGGAGAUUCGUGGAAAAGUUGAGAGCUUCAUCAAGGGUGUUUUUGCUUUAUUUUUAGAUCUGGACUUCACUUUCCUGGAGAUGAAUCCAUUUACUUUAGUUGACGGAGAGCCUUAUCCAUUGGAUAUGAGAGGAGAACUGGAUGAUACUGCGGCAUUCAAGAACUUCAAAAGGUGGGGUAACGUGGAAUUUCCAUUGCCUUUUGGCAGAGUUAUGAGUAAUACUGAAAGCUUUAUUCAUGGGCUGGAUGAAAAAACAAGUGCUUCAUUAAAAUUUACUGUUUUGAACCCGAAAGGAAGAAUAUGGACCAUGGUUGCUGGUGGAGGUGCUAGUGUCAUCUACGCUGAUACAGUUGGAGAUUUGGGCUAUGCAUCGGAACUUGGAAACUAUGCAGAAUAUAGUGGAGCUCCUAACGAAGAAGAAGUUUUGCAGUAUGCUAGGGUUGUAAUUGAUUGCGCUACUGCAAAUCCUGAUGGCCAAAAGAGAGCUCUGGUGAUUGGAGGGGGAAUAGCUAAUUUUACAGAUGUGGCUGUAACAUUCAAUGGAAUUAUUAAAGCCUUGCGAGAAAAGGAACCACAACUGAAAGCAGCAAGAAUGAACAUCUAUGUUAGAAGGGGUGGUCCAAAUUAUCAGACAGGCUUGGCAAAGAUGCGUGCACUUGGCCAGGAAAUCGGCAUUCCAAUUGAGGUUUAUGGUCCUGAGGCGACAAUGACUGGCAUUUGUCAGCAGGCAAUCAAGUGCAUCACGGCUGCGGCAUAGGUUAUUUUAUCUACUAGAGUGAAUCGUUUUGGUCUCGGUUAACCUAAGUUCGGCUUAAAUAUUUUGUAUGCUGAUGGACCGCUUAUGUGAGUUAUUGACCGUAGAUCACAAGAGUGUUGUUGUAGUUGCCAGCUUCAAACUUGAACUACUUCCUUGACAAUAGUUUAUGCAUUGAAUAAUUGUCCGUUCAUGAAUAUUUAAGUGAAUUACCAUGCUAA